Messenger RNA from Monascus purpureus, 1934 nucleotides. NCBI's taxonomy places the organism in Eukaryota, Fungi, Ascomycota, Eurotiomycetes, Eurotiales, Aspergillaceae. The record is from the annotation of a GenBank genome assembly.
GAACCGCGUCCAAAUCCUCUAAUAUCCUGUCCGCCCUCCGCCCUCCCUUCCUCCUCUCCUCCUCCUCCUUUCCAACCUCAUUCCCUGUGAGUGCUUGCCCAAUACAGGUCACACUUGGCAGCUCCUUGCCUUUUCGUCCUUGUCCCUCGUUAAAGCUUUCAUCCUUCUUUCUUUCACUCUUUCAAACACCACUUUCAUCUGCCCAUUCUUUAUCCGAACGCGCCAUCGCAUAGUCCCCUGUUCCCUGUUUUGGUUUCAAGGACUAUAGCAUCAACUCGCAUCUUAACCCCCAUUCUAGUCUAUCGUUGUAUCAAAUUAAUUUCGCAACUUUUCCCUCCAUCUGGUCUUCAUUCGCAAUGGCCUACGGAAAGUACCUUUUACCUGUGCUGGCAGCGGGCCAUCUCGCAUUGGCUCAGACUGCUACUGGAACCUCCGACGCCUGCCAACCUACUGGUGCCCUCAAGAUCCAGAGCUCCGGCGAUGCUAGUGUACUCGCUAGCUGCAAGACCUUCAAGGGUGAUAUUGAAAUUGUGACGCAGGCUGCCGGCGACAUCAGCUUGAACGGAGUCGAACAGAUCACUGGCAGCCUCACAUCUAAGGGUGCUCAGAACGUCACUUCCUUGACUGCCCCUCAGCUUGGCUCCAUUGGAGAGGCAUUCUCCCUGAACGGCCUUACCGGACUUACUGCCCUCAACUUCGGCUCUCUCAACAGCGUUGGCAGCAUCGAAUUCGAGGCUCUGCCCCUCCUGCAAACCCUGUCCUUCACCAAGGGUGUUUCUCAGGCUGACUCUGUCUCCAUUGUCAAUACCGGUCUCACCAGCCUCGAUGGUAUCUCCUUGGAGAGCGUUGGUGACUUCAACAUCGCAGAGAACCCUGCUCUGCAGACCGUCAACGUGAACGAAUUGAAGAACUCUACUGGCAUUAUCGGUUUUGCUGGAAACCUUGACACUCUUUCCCUUGAACUUCCCAAUCUGGAGACUGCAGCCAACAUCUCUCUCCGCAACGUCAGCAGCGUCAGCGUGCCGUCUCUCCACAUCCUUAAGGGUCUUCUUGGCCUCUAUGGCGACUCUUUCCUGAACUUCAGCGCUCCCAACCUUACCUCGACUGGCGAUAUCAGCUUUGUCGGCAACUCCAAGCUCAACAACCUCAGCUUGCCUCUGCUGAAGACUGUCAACGGUGGAUUCUCCAUCGCCCGCAACGACAAGCUGGAGAACAUCUCUUUCCCGUCUCUUCAGACCAUUGGAGGUGCUCUUGACUUCAGCGGUGAAUUCAAUAUUGCCGAUCUCCCUGCCCUCAAGCAGGUCAAGGGUGCCCUCAACAUCCAGAGCACUGGCAACUUCUCAUGUGCUCCUUUCAGCAAGCUUCACAAUGACGGCGUCGUUGGUGGCCAGUUCAAGUGCCACAACGAGACUGCACACCCUAGCACCAACGAUGGAUCGUCUGGCACCUCUGGCACCAGCACCGGCACCAGCAGCAGCGCUUCCUCCACUUCCAGUCACUCUGCUGCCAUUGCCAAUAUUGUUGACGUUCCCUCUAUGGGAAUGGCUGCUCUCUUUGGUGCUCUCCUCCAGUUUGUUUUGUAAAGGACGGUCGAUAUGAAGGUUCUGCGUGUUUUCUGUUCUAUGGUCCUGUAGAUUCGCCAUAAGGUCAAUUCCUCGUCUCCCAUCUCGUUAAGUAUUCCUCGCCGCUGGCCGCUCUGAUAAUUUGUCUCUAUUGGGUGUUCCAGUGGCUUACCCAUACCAGGAGGCCAGCGUGCAAGUUUAGGGUUGUGUUAUUAUGUCGAUUCUACUCCGAUGAGUUAACAGUUUGUUCCAGCGCUAUCUGCUUUUACGGUUUCAUAGACGAUCCUUUUACUUGUUUUGUACUUUCGAUUCUACUGUGUGUGAUCACUACUCUUGUAGGAACGUAAUAAUUGAUUGCAUGUUCACACUGAU